This is a messenger RNA of Coregonus sp. 'balchen', 1824 nucleotides long. The record is from the annotation of a GenBank genome assembly. NCBI's taxonomy places the organism in Eukaryota, Metazoa, Chordata, Actinopteri, Salmoniformes, Salmonidae.
CUUGGCGAGGACGCCAAAUCGUCUUUGGUUUUGUUUUGAAUGCCUAAAGCCACCGUAUCUACUCGUGGGCGUGUGGGUAAUGUCGUCUAUAACACACGUGCCUAAUUUUCUUAUGCCAGUUCAAACGUUCAAAGAUGGCAGGCCUGGAAUUAUUGUCCGACCAAGGAUAUCGUCUUGAUGGAAGAAAAGCUACUGAGCUGCGCAAAGUACAAGCUCGUAUGGGUGUAUUUGCCCAAGCUGACGGGUCUGCAUACAUAGAACAGGGAAAUACCAAAGCGCUGGCAGUUGUGUAUGGCCCUCAUGAAGUAAGUUUCUUGCUAAGCUAGCAUGUUAACUAGAUAGAUAACAAAUAAAAUACAAUUUUAUUGACACGCUAGUUUGCAUAGAACUGAGAUGUAUUAACUAUGGAAAUUACUUUAGCUCGGCUAGCAUUUGAGCUCAGUUUAUUUAUCCUAAAUAUAAUAUUGUUCCUAACUAGCUACAUAACUACAAAUGUGUUCAGCCUCCUUGUUCUAGUCUAGAGCUAAACUAGCCAGCCUGCACACUUCCACCUCUGCCUAGGGUCCAGACCUCUUGGCAGACAUGGUAGUAUACUCACAUACAGGGAGACUACACUCUUCCACUUAUGGAGAACUUGGGGCUAUCUUACUGCUGCCACCAAUGCAGCGAUUGAGAAGGAACAGUUGUAUCAGGACUUGAAGAACCAGUGAGGUUGCAGGCCUCACUCACCUGUGUGCAUUGUCAAAUCAAAUCUUCUCUGUUCUCCAGGUGCGAGGGUCCCGCAGCAAGACCCUCCAUGACCGCGCUGUCAUCAACUGCCAGUAUAGUAUGGCCACCUUCAGCACAGCGGAGAGGAAGAGGAGACCCCACGGGGACCGCAAGUCCACAGAGAUGAGCCUUCACCUCAAGCAGACUUUUGAGGCAGCAGUGUUGACUAAUCUGUACCCACGCUCUCAAAUAGACAUUUAUGUCAAGGUACCACAAUAUUUCAGAUCUGAAUGAAUUAUGAAAUUGGUUGUGGUGGAAUCUGCACUAUUAAUAAAAUGGUGAAUGAAAGUGGUUGUAUAUCCAGUCUUUGGGAUUUGGAACUAAUGUUAAGUUUUACUCUGUUAGUUUCAUAUUCUCAGGGGUGUAUUCAUUAGUUGUUCAGAGUUUUUCUUCUGUUGCAUAAUGUUUUGCAACGGAAACUAUUUAUCGUUGACUCUAGGAACCAAACAGAAGCAAACUGAACAAAAUGGGAAGGGACCAACCUAAAUGAGUCCAAUAGAAACACUCACUUUUGCAACAGAAUCCAACUAAUGAAUGGUGUAGAGGUUUCUUCAUCAAAUUGAACACUUAGACAUGGGGCUUGAUAAGUCAACCUGACUUGAAUUGAAACACUUCACACUCUCUCUUCCCUGUCAGAUCUUGCAGUCAGACGGUGGGAACUACAGUGCGUGUGUGAACGCUGCCACUCUGGCAGUGAUCGACGCGGGUAUCCCCAUGCGUGACUAUGUGUGCGCCUGCACUGCAGGCUUUGUGGACGAGACGCCGUUGGCAGACCUGUGCCAUGCUGAAGAGAGUGGAGGGGGCACAUCACUGGCCUUGGCAUUGCUUCCCCGUGGUGGGCACAUCGCCCUGCUACAGAUGGACGCCCGACUCCACCAGGACCACCUAGAGACACUGAUGGAGGCGGCCAUGACGGCCUGUAAGGGUGUCAGCAAAGUGUUGGAUGAGGUGGUGAGACAGCAUCUUCAGGAGGUGUCUGCACUGACCGGAGAGUGAUGUGGUGUAGCUUGGACUUUGUGGUAGAUUGGCCUAUUUAGUCAUUUAGCAGACGCUCUU